Molecule: messenger RNA, 4640 nt
Organism: Catharus ustulatus (Swainson's thrush)
Lineage: Eukaryota; Metazoa; Chordata; Aves; Passeriformes; Turdidae
Gene: PSTK
Product: phosphoseryl-tRNA kinase
Exons: 6
Coding region: 1-1083 (360 amino acids)
Molecular function (GO): kinase activity; tRNA binding
Source: RefSeq, a predicted model, not a curated record
AUGCGCACAGCGCCGGCGGAAGCGGCGGCAGCGGCAGCGCUGGCGGAGCAGCAGCAGCGGGGCAGCGGCGGCAGUGCCCGGGUGGGGCUGUGCCUGCUGUGCGGGCUGCCCGCGGCCGGCAAGUCCACCCUGGCCCGCGCCCUGAGCCGCCGGCUGCCGCAGCGGCCGGGCUGGGCCUGCGCGCUGCUCGCCUACGAUGAGCUGAUCCCGCCGGAGGCCUUCCUGCCGCGCGCGCCGGGGGCGGGCCCGCAGGAGCCGUGCCCAUUGCUGCCCGGCUGGAAGCAGAGCCGCCGCGAGCUGCUGCAGUGCCUGGAGGGAUUCCUGCGGGCGCUGCUCACCGGGGCGCCGCCGGCCGGCCCCGCGCAGCCGGGCUGGGAGCGCUUCCUGGGCUGCUGCCGCCGGCAGGGGCUGCUGCCCGCCGCCGAGGGUGAGCCCGGAGCCGCCUCCCGGCCGCUCCUCCUCCUGCUGGAUGACAACUUCUAUUACCAGAGCAUGCGCUACGAGGUGUACCAGCUGGCCCGCAAAUAUUCCUUGGGCUUCUGCCAGUUAUUUUUAGAGUGUCCACUGGAACGCUGCCUGCAGAGGAAUCGCCUCAGAAGUGACCCUGUGCCUGAGCAGACAAUACAAUUAAUGGCAAAGAAAAUAGAAAUGCCAGAUCUCAGGAAAAACGCUUGGGAGCAGCACAGCCUCAUUCUGAAUAGUUCUGAUUGCAUCUCAGAGGAUGAUGAGCAGAUCAUGAAUUUGCUGGCCACUGCUUUGGAAAAUCCAGAGAGGCCAAACGAGGAGGACACGGAGCAAAAGGAGGCAGCUCGAGCCAUCUGUGCAGCCAGUGCUGUCCAUCAGGCUGACCAGGCGUGCAGGAGAGUCAUCUCUCAGGCAAUGCAGGAUGCCAAAGGUAAAAAUGUUCUCCCAAGUGAGAUGAAGAGCCUGGCAGAAGAACUCAACAAACUGAAAGCAGAAUUUUUGGAAGACUUGAGGCAAGGAAAGACUUUGAAAACCCAAUAUUCUGACCCUGCUGCAAGUGUUAUUUCUCCAUUCCAACAUGAGGCAACCAAUGUAGUAAAUAAGUAUAUUUUAAAAUGAUGACAUAGAGAAUAUGUUGGGUGUUUAGGAGUUUCAAAUGCAGUCUCUGAGCAUUCUGCUGAGAGAUCUGAGGUGCAGCUCCCUUCUCUGGAGCUCCUGUGCCUCCUCUCCCCAUGAUAUGGAAGAGACAGUUUAAUCAAGUCUAACCAAGCUCUUCUUGGCUGUGGAGAUGAAGCCAAGAGCAAACCAUGCUGAGAUUUAAAUUUAAUGGAAUCAGAAAGAGUUAACCCAGGAGGAGCACUUGGGAAAUCACAGCUCCACCCAUGGAAGGAUCUGCAAUUAAGAACUGACAUGAGACCUAAUUAGAAAGUGUUAUUUUAUUCGUAUCUUACAAAAGCAAAGCUUCACAACAUGAACUACACGAGAUAGAGUUAUUUCAGAAUUAACCUUGUCAUCUCAAAAACGUUCACUAACAUUAAAAUUUAUUUUACAACUCUAACAGGUUUUGUUUUUGCAUAAAAUCUGCUCUUUACACUGAAAUACAUAUUAUUAACAAAGUAGGUACUUAGAUGCACAUACACAAAGAUUGCUCAAUGAAAAAUGCUUUAGCAGGAGAGAUUUCCUGCAGCAGAACAUCCAUUUGCUGUAGCUUUUCAAACAAGCUUAAAAUUAGUAGAAAACUUGCCAGUGAAGACUUCUAAAUUACAUUCCCUCUGUCAAAAAGAAACAAAAAGCAAACCCCAAAACGUUCUGGAACAAAACAAACAGUAACAGAUUAUUUGGUUGGAAAACACUGCUGGAAAGUGUCUCCCAGCACUGAGUUUUAUAUUAAAAUGCCAAUCAACAUUUUAUGUCUAAAUCCUCUUCAUCUAAAUAUAUGUCUGUGAAAAAACAACUUUUUUCCUAUUGCCUCCUUCACAGAUGAAGUAUUAACUGAGAUAAUGAAGCUGUUCAAAUAUUUGUAUGUUCAUUGGAAUAUUCAGUCUCCAAACAGUAAAUGUGUAUUAAGAGUGCUAUAAAUAGUGCAUGUUAGAAAUGUCCACAAGGCUAUAAAACAAGCAUGACAAUAAAAACAAAACCCCCACAAAGUUCAUGUUUACAACUACAGAACUUAACAGAAAAUUCCAUCUUCUUCCCAAACUUCCAGUAAUAACAGUUAAAAUUCUAAUCACUCAUUACCUUAUAAUAUAAGGAUUUGGGUUUAAAAAAACAAACAAACAAAAGUAAGAGCAGUGUAGCACAUGGAGGAUUCAAUAAGAAAAGUUCUUUUAAGGAUUCAAUCCCAGAAUCCUGAACAAAUCUCCCUCACUGACUCUGGGUAAGGCCUGCUUGUGCAAGGGAUCAUACUUGGAAAGAAUUUGCUAGUACCAACUCUGAUCUUUAAAUUAUAGUCAAAAGUAUGUAUAGAACAGGAAAAAUAGGAAAAAAGUUCCUCAGUUGACAGAAGGGGACAAUGAUGUCAGGACAUUGUUUGGCACAACUGAACACACAGUGUGAUCAUGGAACAUGAACAAUCCCAGUCCUGGGAAUCCACCCCAGGGAUCUGGGAUGAGCACCAAAGCUGCUGCUGCUGCCCAAGAACCCCCCUGCAACGAGGAGUUUGCCCAAGGAAACAGGAAAAAGAGUUUAUUCAUUCCUCAAUCAUUCACGGAUGUCCCAACUAAUCUUUCCCUCAGUUACUCCAGAGCAGAACCCAGGCAGCAGCAGAAAAUCCUUCCAAACAAUGAUUUGCGACGCUUGGGGAUAGAUUUUUUCAUACUGAGUUUUGUUUUUUAAGAACACACAUUCCCCACAACAGGAUCCCCUCCUAAACAAGGGCCCCUUUCCCAUGAGAUCCUGGCUUCCUCUUGCUCCCAACUCCUCCAUCAGUGACCUGUCCUCAGUUUUGUUUAAAUAUUGUGCUCAGGAGUCAUUUCUCUAAAUCACCAAAUCCUGAGACAAAGAAAAGCCUCCAACAAUGUUAACACUGCCAACAGAAGCCCCAGUGCACAUGGAAGUUACUUCCCCUUUGAGACCAGGAAGGAAAAACCCACAAAGCAAGGAGAACUUGGCUGCUGUGAUCUCUCAGUACUCCAGGUGCUCCCUGGAGCAGCACCAUUCCACAAGUUCCUUGGAAAUGCCAGAGCUUAGGAAUGAGGAGAUUAUCAUUCUGUCAAAAAGGCAAGGAAAACCACUUCCAUAAAUUACUAAUUGUAAAGUCUUCAAGAGGAAUGUCUCUUAUCCUAACACUGUAUUUGAGCCAAAUUUAAAUUGUAGAAUUGUUCAAUGUGUGAUCCAAAGACAGCCACCAUUUCUGCCCUCUUUGACUGGAAAAAAAAAAAAAAUGGAUUCCAAAGUCUGUCCAGGAGCAGGCACUUCUAACUGGAUUCCAGUUCAAUCAGCUUUUAAAUAAAACAAAGGAUGCAGUUCUUAAAAUGAAGGAUGUUUACACACACAGACUUGCAGUUUUACUUAUAAAAUAAAUCUAAAAAGUAUAAAGCAACAAUGAAAUAUUUUGCAAUUACAGUGUCCUGAUGAAAAAUGGAAAUUACAUUGUCUUACAAAUCCAGCAAAACUAAUUCUGAACCAGGCCUGAAAAUAGAACAAUUUUUAGCAGUGACAGUGUUACUGUUCAUCUUCACUACACUGGAACCACUUCAGUGGCAGAUUUCUGACCUCAUUACUACAAGACUGCACAGCCAAGAACCCAGUUCCUCAGGAACAGAAAUUCAACAGGUCAGUCAGGCAGACAGAAACAUGUGUGGUAUCCAUGUUUCUAUUUAAUUAAAGUCAAAAUUAUUUUUACAGCUAAAAUUCUUCCACAGGUGGUUUUCCUGCAUUGAUCUCACCCUGAUCACUCUUAAGUUUUUCCAUUAAUUUCAGGAUUUUAGCUCCCAUAACAAUAUAAAUUUGAAUAAGCCAAACAUUUGCUAUUCAGAUUCCAACCUCUGACUUGUGGAACAUUAAUAAAAUCUUCUUCCUUUUAACAAAAUACAGUUUGCUGAUAGGAAAAGGGGAAUAUAUGAAGAAAGCUUUAAUUUGUCUCAGGUAGGACAAAUCAAGGUAAAAGUGCAUGUCUAAAUAUAGCAAAAGUAACAGUUCUUCCUUUCUUUUUAAUGUCUCAAAUUCUUAUCUAGUACAUAAAGUUAUUAUUAAUUUUAAUUAGAUGUUUUAUUCAGGUUUAUGUUAAAGUGCCUGUCCUUUAGCCUGAGGGCUUCUAAAGAUGAGUGUACACUAUGAAACAAAAUAAACAACUUCAGUUACCAUUUGCCAUUUACAAUUCCUAACAACAACUUCAGUUUUCUUUUGCAUCCUACACAGAGCCCAGAAAAAGCCAGAAUUCCUUCCCCUUAUUCCCAGCACACCCAAAGGACAUCAAACCAGGUCUCCAAACCAGCUGAAAUGUACAAUAAACUGCAUUAUACAACUCUCAAAAAUACAGGCAACCUCUCAGUUGAAGCCUGGCCCAACAGAAAACUGAACAAAGGAGUUUUAAUUUGUAAACUGUUUUUUGUUUCUAUCAGAACUUCUGUCAGCAGGACAGAAGUCUAAUUGUGCAAAUUUUAAAAAUCUGUACAACUCAGUUUAAGGCAGUUAGAAAUCUCACAGAAUAUAUACUAGUUCUACAGGCUCUUCCU